AUGGCGCACCAGCAGCAACACGAGCAUCCACAACUGCACUAUAAGAAGGGCGAGCACGGCUUGGUGCGGCAUUCGCCCUAUACCAUGUUGCCCGUCCCCGACGCGCUGGAGAUCGUGCUGCGCGAGGCGGUCGCUGCACGUCGCGAGCCCGAGCGGGUAGAGCUGGCGCGAGCCGCGGGGCUCGUCCUGGCCGGCGAUGCCCGUGCCACCAUGGCCCUCCCGCCCUUCCCCGCCUCCAUCAUGGACGGCUACGCUGUCGUCGCCUCCGACAUGCCGGGUACGUUCCCGGUGGUGGGCGAGGUGAAGGCGGGUCGGGUGGCCGACUUCGAGGUGAAGCCGGGCACCGUGGCGCGCAUCACCACGGGCGCGCCGGUGCCCGCGGGCGCCGAUGCGGUGAUCAAGGUCGAGGUGACCGAGCUCCUCGCCGAGCGGGACGCCGAGGGACGUCAGCUGGUCAAGUUCAACGUCGGCACGGCCCCGGGCCGCUGCAUCCGGCCCGUGGGCUCCGACAUUCAGCCCGACCAGACCGUCGUCACUGCCAGCACGAUGAUUGGCGCGGCUGAGAGCGGCUUGUUGGCCACUGUGGGCGUGAAGGAGGUGCUCGUGCACCCUGCUCCGCGCAUCGCUGUACUCUCCACCGGCGACGAGUUGGUGGAAGCCGACAAGGAGCCGGGUCCGGGACAGAUCCGCGACAGCAACAAGUCGAUGCUGAUGGCCGCACUCCACCAGUACUCCAGCGGGCGGUGGGAGGCCAUCGAUGUCGGCAUCGCGCACGACGACCCUGCCGACCUGCGAGCCAAGGUCACUCAGGGCCUGAACGAGGCUGAUGUGCUGCUGACCUCGGGUGGAGUGUCGAUGGGCGAGCUCGACCUGCUGCAGCCUCUGCUCGAGGAGCUCGGCACUGUCCACUUCGGUCGCGUGCUCAUGAAGCCCGGCAAGCCGCUCACGUUUGCCACCGUGCCUGUGCCCACCCCUGGUGGAGGCACGAAGACGGUGCUGGUGUUCGCUCUGCCGGGCAACCCGGUGAGCAGCCUGGUCACAUUCCAGCUGUUCGCCCUGCCCGCCCUACGGAGCCUCGCCGGCCACCCCCAGCCCAACCUUCGCCACGCCACCGCCAAGCUUUCCUUUGACGCGCCACUGGACCCCGAGAGGCCGGAGUACCACCGGGUCAAGCUCGAGUGGAACGAUCACGACAACUGCUGGGUGGCCUACUCGACGGGCAACCAGAUCAGUUCGCGCCUGCUGAGCAUGCAGUCGGCCGACGCGUUGCUGUGUCUCCCGCAGGCCGAGGGAACUCUCGCGGCCGGCACCUUCGUCAAGGCACUCCUCAUCGCCCACCUCAACUAA
Molecule: messenger RNA, 1347 nt
Organism: Acanthamoeba castellanii str. Neff
Lineage: Eukaryota; Discosea; Longamoebia; Acanthamoebidae
Product: gephyrin, putative
Exons: 9
Coding region: 1-1347 (448 amino acids)
Biological process (GO): Mo-molybdopterin cofactor biosynthetic process; molybdenum incorporation into molybdenum-molybdopterin complex
Cellular component (GO): cytoplasm; cytosol
Molecular function (GO): molybdopterin molybdotransferase activity
Source: RefSeq, a predicted model, not a curated record